AUGACGAUGUCACGCAUCGGAUUCUUCGACCUACCCAGGGAGCUCAGGAACAUCAUAUAUGAGGCCUACGUGACUAUCGAUGGCGGUUACAUUUGCGACACGGAGGGGUUCAUCGCGGGCAAGCUGAGAGGCGCGAACAAGCAGCCUAUCGAUCUGGCUCUUGCCUACACCUGCAAACAAGCCGCAACCGAGCUCAACGGCCUUGCUCUUCGCAUCAAUAAUGUCACCUUUUCGACUCUUUACAGAGAGGACUUGAGUGUUCUCGCCCUCCACUUCGACUUUUUCAUGGACCAUCUUGAAUUCGACAGGCGACAUAUGUUCAAGUGUCUUUUCAGCUGCAUUCCAGACGCAGCGGGUGAACUGAAGAAGAUCUAUCCACAGUUCAGUCCAAUUCUGGAUGUGCUACAACUCGGGGACAUGACGAGGCAACGAGAAGUCGCCUUGUUAGGCACUUACGGAGAGGCGCCUUCUGUUUGGAACAAAUUUAUCAAGGACGCUCUAAGCCUGACGUCAACUCAGAACUGCGAAUCAUUCUACCGAAGAAUGGAAGAGUAUUGGAUCAAGGAGGUGGAUAGGAACAGCGAUGAUGAUCAAUGGACCUUUGACGCGCAUCCUCCACCCGAUCGGUUUCAGCAGCGGUGGGAUUUACAGGGCUUACCGUCCUACCAGGUCACCUUCAACGUGGCUCUUUGGGUUACGGAAGCAAUGGCUCUGAUUCCUGCCGGCAUGCCACCUGAUUCAUUUCGUCUCGUUCUGGAUGGCGGUCCUGCGCCGGCAUCAUGUCGACAUCGUCUAUGGUUGGUCUCACGUCAUUACAACUUCCACGGCUAUACCUUUGAAGACUUCCCCCAGACAAUGAGAGAUAUCGCCGAAAGAGAUUCUAUUGUCAGUUUCAAUUUUGAUACUGGUCUUCCUGAAGAUGUCGACAGAAUUGUCCAGGAACACCGGCAUUGGGACUCUCAUGGCGUGUGGAAUGACGAGUUCUUCAAUGCCCAGGAGCCGAAGGGCUGGCAGACUGCAGCACCUCUGCCAGACUGGCAGACGAUUCUUAGGGAAGACUCCUUGGAUGCCAAACUUGAUCUCGGAUUGAAGUCUUUCGAUUUCGGCUUCUUUCGAGGUGGCAAGGAAACCCGGACGUUUUGA
This is a messenger RNA of Colletotrichum karsti, 1143 nucleotides long. RefSeq lists its product as uncharacterized. Bases 1 to 1143 code for a protein of 380 amino acids. The record is from RefSeq and is a predicted model, not a curated record. NCBI's taxonomy places the organism in Eukaryota, Fungi, Ascomycota, Sordariomycetes, Glomerellales, Glomerellaceae. The transcript has 3 exons.